UCCUCCCUACCUCCAGGUGCUGCGGUUCGGCAGCGCUCUCCUGUCUGUAGUAUACACUUUCAGUCUAAGGAGACAUGGCGCUGGAUUGGUUUCACUCCUGGAAAUAGCCCACAAGACAACCUGAAACAUUAUUCUUCUGUUUCUUUUCACCCAGUAAUCUCACGGACUAAUGUGGCUUCUACUGCUGAGCCUGAUUCUCCGGCACUGGAUCUACACCGUGGAGGGAUCAUGUUCAACUGUGAGUGCUGUGACUUGUGAUGAAUGUCUGCAGCUCAGUCCUCACUGUGGCUGGUGCACUCAGGAGAAUUUCACAGACUGGGUUUCAAUCUCAUCGCGAUGUGACACUUUGGAUUCCUUGCUAGAAAAGGGAUGCUCAAGGGACCAGGUUCAGUUCCCCGUUUCUGAAAGCCAAAUCCUCCUGGAUCGGCCGCUCGGGAAGAUCACAGACGAUGCCAACAGCACUCAGAUCUCCCCACAAAAAAUGUCCCUCAAGCUGCGACCAGGCAGUGUGGAGACUUUUCAGGUUAAAGUUCAACCCACAGCGGAUUAUCCUGUGGAUAUGUACUACAUGAUGGACCUGUCAGCCUCCUUGAUUGACGAUCUCAAGAUGAUCAAAGACUUGGGCUCAUCUCUGUCCAGAGAGAUGUCCAAACUCACCAGUAACUUUCAAAUGGGCUUCGGCUCUUUCGUGGAAAAGCCCGUCCUUCCCUACAUCAAGAUCACUGAGAAAGAGCUGGCCAACCCCUGCAGUGACUUUGGAAUUUCUUGCCACCCAACAUUUGGCUACAAGCACGUCUUAUCAUUGACAAGUAGAACCAGCAGUUUCAACGAGAUAAUCGCUAAGCAACGUGUGUCUGCUAAUAAUGAUGAUGUGGAAGCUGGCUUUGACGCUAUCAUGCAAGCGGCUGUUUGUGGGGACAGGAUCGGAUGGAGGAAUGAUUCCAUGCGUCUGUUGGUGUUUGUCAGUGACGGGGACUCGCACUUUGGGAUGGACAGUAAAAUGGCCGGGAUUGUGAUUCCUAACGACGGACAGUGUCACUUGGAUGCAAACAAUGAAUAUUCAAUGUCCACAAAGCAGGAGUAUCCGACUCUCGGUCAGCUGAUUGAUAAAGUGGUGGAGAACAACAUCCUCCUAAUAUUUGCAGUGACAGAGAAUCAGAUAAAUAAUUACAAGAACUAUGCAAAUUUCAUACCUGGCGCCACAGUGGGAGUCCUGGCAUCAGAUUCGAGAAACAUCCUGGACGUGAUUGUAACAGCUUACAAGGAGCUGCGUUCAGAGAUUGAACUUGAGGUCCUUGGAGACACAGAGGAACUUCAAAUGUCCUUCGCAACCAUUUGUCCAAAUGGCACGGCCUUUCCUAAUCUGAAGCGGUGCUCCAACAUCAAACCAGGCGAAACGGUUGUGUUCAACGUGUCCGUGGCGCUCUCAGGAUGUCUAUCGGGAGUUCGACGCUUUUCUCUCAAACCGGUGGGCAUACAGGAGAGCUUGGAAGUGGAACUUGAGUCUCUUUGCUCCUGUGAUUGCCACCGGCUUCCUACAGCAAACCGCCAGUGCACAGAAGGCCAGGGGAUUUACCACUGUGGCGUGUGUGUGUGUCAGCCGGGGUUUCUGGGAGCGCAGUGUGAAUGCAAUGACGAGACUGGUUUUUUGAGUAACUGCCUCGCGACCAAUGACUCUGAGAUAUGUAAUGGUCAGGGGGACUGCUACUGCGGCCAGUGUGUGUGUCAUCCAUCCAGCUAUGGCCGGAUCUACGGGACGUACUGCGAGUGUGACAAUUACUCCUGUGUUCGCUUCCGAGGAGAACUCUGCGGAGGUCAUGGAGUGUGUGACUGCGGAAAGUGUCACUGUGAAACCGGCUGGACGGGGGAAUACUGCAACUGCAGCAGCAGCACGGAGGCGUGCAUGUCGGAAAACGGCAGUCUCUGCAGUGGCAGGGGGAAAUGCAAUUGUGGCCAGUGCAUCUGCUCUGUUGCUGGGGCAUCGGGAGAAAAGUGUGAAAGGUGUCCGACAUGCGUAGACUCCUGCACUUAUGCACAGAGCUGUGUGGAGUGUCAUCUACUCGCGAAGGAUGACUUUGGGUUCUGCGAUCAAAACUGCAAUGCUGCUAAACUUUCCAUAAACACAACUGGAGAUUAUGACAAGACCGCUUCCAUGAAAUGCAAGCUCAAAAUGGAGAACGAGUGCAAGGUGUCGUUUUAUCUGACGGAGCGCGAGACGGGACAUGUCAUCUACAAUCUCCACACGUACGGAUGCCCGGAGCCCCCCAACAUCCCUAUGAUUAUUCUGGGGGUCUCCCUUUCUGUUGUGUGUAUUGGUGUGAGUCUACUGGCUGUGUGGAAGGCACUGGUAUCGGUGCAUGACCGAAAAGAGGUGGCAAGGUUUGAGGCUGAGCGGGCAAAAGUAAAAUGGCAGACGGGGACCAACCCUCUGUUCAAAAGUUCAACAUCUACAUUCAAAAAUGUAACUUACAAGAACACACACAGAAAGGACUGUACGAUAAAUCACUACUGAUGACAAACUGGAGGCAGCGAAAGCCGUCGCCUGAGUGCAUUUGAGUGCAGGCGCAAGUCUGUGUGAAUGAAUAUGUGUGAGAAAGAAAUGUUUUUACUAAAAUUUUUGUUGCGUUAAUUCAGAGACGGUGUGAGACAAUGGGGAAACAUGGCAAAUUAACUGCUGUAAAAGUGCACUGCUGUACUGUAAGACACUAAAUGUCAUUGUUUGUGCUCUGACAUGCAGUUUGGUAAUGAGGGAUCUACAUAGCAAGUGGCUGACUACUGAAAAACUGAUUAAUUCAAAUGUAUGUAAAUACUGAGUUGUUUUUAUUUUUUAUUGUACUUGUUGUUUUAAUAUAAAGCAAGGCUGAGCCUUUAAUUAUGCAAA
Messenger RNA from Xiphophorus maculatus (southern platyfish), 2881 nucleotides. RefSeq names its product integrin subunit beta 6 (gene itgb6). NCBI's taxonomy places the organism in Eukaryota, Metazoa, Chordata, Actinopteri, Cyprinodontiformes, Poeciliidae. Gene Ontology annotation, cellular component: integrin alphav-beta6 complex; focal adhesion; cell surface. Gene Ontology annotation, biological process: integrin-mediated signaling pathway; cell adhesion mediated by integrin; cell-matrix adhesion. Bases 170 to 2512 code for a protein of 780 amino acids. The transcript has 15 exons. Gene Ontology annotation, molecular function: integrin binding. The record is from RefSeq and is a predicted model, not a curated record.